GUGAAAAAUGUUGGGUUAUUGUUGUGUGGAAUGGUGAGUGCGGACUGCGGAGGUUAAAGCCGUCUGGGACCGCCUCCUUCCUCCCUCCAUUUUUGUCCGAUUAGUGCUUCAGUGAGUAGUGACUUGACCAGCAUUUGCUUUCUCGGAGGCGUUUCGCGGCGGAUUUCCACCGAUAUAUACACACGAUUCUCCAUACUUCUCUAUACCUUCUCCACAUUUUCCAUACCUCAGGUCCUCCAUUAAUUAAUUUAUAUUCCGGCGACAAACCGUUAGAAUCGAUGGUGAGAGCUCGGCUAAUAGUGUUUCCGAUCAGAGGCAGGAACUGGUGCUUCAGCCGAUCGGUUGACCCGUCCGCAUGCGACGCGCAGUCUGGCAACACUCCGUCCACGCUCAAUGAGCUCUGGACCAGGAUCUCCAGCCCCGCCAAGGAUAAGCCUACCGGCUCUAAUAUUGAACUCGCCAUCGAUUUUGCUACAACUAAGAUGAGCAAUCAGUGGAGUCAAUUGGAAAAGGCACCGGCUGGGAGUUUGAAGAGCAAAAUUCAUGGGUUGGGCUUGCGCCUGCUGUCUAGAGUUAAGCCUUCCGAGAUCUUCUUGAAAUCCAUUUCGAAGGAUGUCAAUCAAGUAGAAAUCACCUAUCCAUCUAGUUUAAAUGGUCGACUAGUUCGUCGAAGGCUAAGACACAUUGCCUUCAGGGGAUCAGUUAUUCACAAGAAGUACUUAUACGGAUCGGCUGUUUUGCUUCCAUUGACAUCAGUCUUUACGGUGCUACCUUUGCCUAACAUCCCUUUCUUUUGGAUCCUGUUCCGCACAUACUCUCACUGGAGAGCUUUGAAGGGGAGUGAGAAACUUCUUGAAUUAGUUACAGAUUGCCCAAACAAACAAAAUUUCAAUGAAGAAACAGCAAAUGAGAACAGAAGUAUGAAAGCCAAUUCAAAAGAAAAUUGCAAUAACCUAAGAUCUCCAUGGGUUUUAGUCCCAUCAGAGGAACUUCAGAAACUUGUUAACCUUGGAGAUGCAGCGGAUGGUCUAAGCGAGAGCACGAUAUCUGCAAUAUGCCAAAGAUAUAAUUUGAACUUGAUGGAUGUUGUUAAAUAUCGGCAUUCACUUUAGCAGGAAACAUUUCUAUCAUUAGCUGCCAUAGAUUUCUUAUUGGUCUUUAAAGCAUAUUUGAUUUUCUUAGUGAACGUUUCACACAGCUCAAAUCAAAGGGCAAUGAACUUCUUUUGAAGAAAGGUUUUAGCAGUUCGAAUCAGGACAUUAGACUCUUUCAAUCUUUGAUCUUUGUGCUUAUGUUAAUGUGUCAAUAGUUGUUGCCACAGAUAGUUUUUUUUUUUUUGGAUUAAUAAAUGAAAUUUCUACUGUGCU
Ipomoea triloba (trilobed morning glory) is the source of this 1367-nucleotide messenger RNA. RefSeq lists its product as uncharacterized. Lineage: Eukaryota; Viridiplantae; Streptophyta; Magnoliopsida; Solanales; Convolvulaceae. The coding region runs from base 279 to 1112 and encodes 277 amino acids. The transcript has 8 exons. Gene Ontology annotation, cellular component: mitochondrial inner membrane. Gene Ontology annotation, biological process: proton transmembrane transport; potassium ion transport. The record is from RefSeq and is a predicted model, not a curated record.